UCCUCAUAUUUCCCUCUCUCCCUACACAAAAUCUGAACCCAAACCCUAGAGCACUUUUUGAAGCUUCCAAACGCAAAGUUUUUUUGUAUUGGAUCUCUGCUAUGAAGUUGUUCUAGUUUGGAGCUUUUUUGAGGCUGAGUCUUGGAGAUUUGUGCAAUGGCGGAGGAAGAGAUCGAGCUGGAUUUAGGGUUGUCGAUCGGAGGGACUUUCGGGAAGCCGGAGAAGCUUAAACCGGUGAAGAAAGUUUAUGCUCUGACGGCUGAUUCGGAAUCCAACGGCUUUGAUGUGUACGUGAAUGCUAGAGAUGGAGAGCAUGUGGAUCCGCUGGCGAAGCGGGAGAUGCACGCGCUGCGGAGGCAAGAGGCGAAGAGGAAGAGAGAAGAGAAGCAGGAGAUGAAGAGGGGCACGUGUAGGGCCAAGAACGGCGAGUACGGGAGCGAGUGGGGAAUGGAGGAGGAGCCGGCGGCGCGUAAGAGAGAGAGGACAGAUGAGCAAAUGCAAAUGCAGCGUCAACACAACGGUGACGUUGUGAAUCCAGUGCCGUUUCCGGCUGUGGCAGCGGCGGUGCAGCAGUAUCCAUACGCGCCGGUGCAGUACGUGCCGUUCACGAACGGGGGGUUGGGGGGGUUUCCGUGCGUGAUGCCGUGUUGGGUGCCUGGUGACGGCGCUUUUGAGCCGUCCACGUGGCGGGGUUUCAAGCCGUACAAAGGAAAUCAGAGCCUGGGGUUUAACCUGUCCAGCGGGUGCGAGAAAGGCGAGAAAGAUGGUGUGAGUGGGGAAACGACGUCGUAUGGAUCGCCAAUCUGCGGUUCCUCGGCCGGUUCGGAGGACCAUAGCUCCUCUCAUGAAGGUGGUGGCAGCAGUGACUCCAGAAGCCGUUCAUGUCCCUCCUUGCUGGUGCAACCUCAAUCGAAUGGUCACAAAGCAAAUGAUCAUAGCAAGGGCCAUUCAGAAAACAGUGCUUCCUCUGAGCCUGUAGAAUCCGAUCAUGGCAAUAAAGUGCGUCAAUCGAAUAAUACUCGACCUGAAGAAGAACGAACCGAAGCAAAACCAAAGCCAAGUGAUUCAACGCCUGGUCCAGCGAAGGAAACCAAGAUAGACAUGGGAAAGCCUCCCAAACCCCAGACUCAGAACCAAAAUACUCCUCCUCCUCCACUUCCUCAAAUGCCGUAUGUAUCGACGACCGGGAACGGCCCGAACGGGAAAACCGUUACCGGGUUCUUGUACAGAUAUUCAAAGUCGGAGGUUAGUAUUGUUUGUGUCUGCCAUGGAAGCACAUUCUCACCAGCUGAGUUCGUGCAGCAUGCUGGGGGCACGGAUGUCUCCCACCCUUUGAGAAAUAUUACCGUUAUUCCUUCUGCUUUUGGAUGAUGCCACUGAAUCUGAUAAUUUUUUUUUU
This is a messenger RNA of Corylus avellana, 1399 nucleotides long. RefSeq names its product nuclear transport factor 2/RNA recognition motif protein. Lineage: Eukaryota; Viridiplantae; Streptophyta; Magnoliopsida; Fagales; Betulaceae. The record is from RefSeq and is a predicted model, not a curated record. Gene Ontology annotation, biological process: negative regulation of DNA-templated transcription; signal transduction. Gene Ontology annotation, cellular component: nucleus.